Molecule: messenger RNA, 1419 nt
Organism: Phytomonas sp. EM1
Lineage: Eukaryota; Euglenozoa; Kinetoplastea; Trypanosomatida; Trypanosomatidae
Source: the annotation of a GenBank genome assembly
AUGGGAGAUAGAAUUCAUGGACUGAGACUUAACAUUGCCGAUAUAGUGUAUGACGAUAAGCGCGAUUGCGAGGAGGCCUUGUGUGAUGAAGGCGUGCGCCUGGGCUCUUUAUUGGUUUCAUCCCAGGGUUUAAGGGCAUCUGCGGGCGUUAGUAGUGUGAUGAAUGGUGGUGCUUCUUUUCCACGGCAAGCCCUAUCGCUCAGGGAUUUGGCGGUUAUUCCGGACGACAAAGGGGGGUUUCUCGGUCGGGGAAGUAGUGGAACGGUGUACCGCGCGAUUAAUCGCCGCACAGGGGCUGUUCUCGCUUUAAAAGAAAUCAAAGUUAACCGUGAGGAACAUUUGGGUGAAAUACGGCGCGAGCUUGAGGCGUUAUACACUAGUAACCAUGAGUCCUGUAGUCAGUUAGUAGAUUUUUACAACGCGUUUUCGCAUGAAGGGUCCGUUUUUAUUGCGAUGGAGUGCCUGGAUGGUUCGUUAGGCCAAAUACGGAAACCCGUCCCCGAUGCCGUACUGGUGCAUAUCACACGAAGCGUCUUACAGGGGCUCUCCUACCUCCACCGCACGCGCCAUCUCAUUCACCGCGACUUGAAGCCAAGCAACGUUCUCUUUAGCCGCUCAACAGGGGCGAUAAAGAUAUCCGACUUUGGCCUCAGCUCCAAUCUCGAAUGCACUCGAGGCGACGCGAAUAGUUUUGUCGGGACAGUGACAUACAUGAGCCCAGAGCGGCUUAAAGGGGAGCCGUACUCGUACGGCGCGGAUAUCUGGUCUCUUGGGUUGGUGGUCGCGGAGCUGGCGUUGGGGAAGUGCCCAUAUGCGCGUCUGCAUUGUGGUAGCAUCGAGGCGUGCUUUUGGACGCUUCUUCAGCACCUCAGCAGCGAUGAGCCCGCAUUCGAAUUGCCGCCUGAAAUGGAUCCGUCUCUCGCAGACUUUAUCAUAUCUUGUGUUGCCAAGGCACCAGAGAAGCGUCCCACAUGCGCGGAGCUCCUUCAGCACCCUUUUAUUAGUUCCCACUGCACUUCAUGUGAUGGUGAUCUUGAUGAGGAGGACCGACGGGUAAUCCGAGAGUGGCUAAACAUGCCUUUUAAAAAAUCGCGUUCUGUAAAGGCUAGAACAACAUCAGAUAGUGCAGUCGACCGCAAUUGUUGCUUGUAUUACGGUAGUUCGCAUUCAUCGCACGGUGAGCAAUCGAAUGUGAUAAAUGCACGCUCAAUGCCGCGUUCGAAUACAAAAAUAAAAACAGCUGCUUCGCCCAAACAUGAUGAGGCGCAACAUUAUGACCUUCAACUACCUACCUUACGUCUUAGAUCUUCAACUUCCCAAGAAGAAUCUACAGAAACCUACACAUUGGUUACCAGUCGUACAGCAGAUGGGGACCACACUAUUAAUCUAGACGAGGAGUUAAACAGACUUCUUUUGUGA